AUGGCAGGUGGGUCAGGAACAUCUGAAGCGUCUUCGGGUCUUCAACGCAUAUUUGACACAGACAGUAGUGAAAGUGAAGAGCUUUACCCUUUGGAUCCUGACAGUGAUGAAUCUUGGCAUCCAUCGACCAGCAGCUCCAGCUCCGAUGAUAUUUCGUAUCCAUGUUGUGGCGGCAGCAUCGGCGACCUGAUAUCUUCUGCGGCGCUGCUGGCGCUGCUCGCGUGCCUGGGGGCGGCGGGGGCGGCGCGCUCGCCCGACUUCUGCCCCGUGGGCUGCAGCUGCGACGACAAGACGCUCGUCGUCACCUGCAUCGAGACCAACCUGGACGUCAUCCCCAUCACGCUCAACCCCGCCAUCCAGCGGCUCGUGCUCAAGCACAACCGCAUCAAGACGGUGCACGCCGCCUUCCAGUUCUACGGGGAGCUGCACUACGUGGACCUGUCGCACAACCACCUGCUGAGCAUCCCGGCGGGCAGCUUCGAGGCGCAGCGCAAGCUGGCCGAGCUGCGGCUGGACCACAACAAGCUGUCGAACGUGACAGCGCGCACGUGGCAGGGGCUGGCCGCGCUGACGGCGCUGUCGCUGCGCCGCAACUACCUGGAGGAGCUGGCGGCGGCGCAGUUCGCGUCGCUGCCACUGCUGGAGGAGCUGGACCUGGGCGAGAAUCGGCUGCAGCGCGUGGACGCGCGCGCCUUCGCCGGCCUGGGCGCGCUGCGCGUGCUCUACCUGGACGACAACCAGCUGCGCGCGCUGCCCACGCCCGCGCUCCAGCCGCUCGCCAGCCUCGCCGAGCUGCGCGUCGGCGCCAACGUCUUCCCCCAGCUGCACGACGACGCCUUCAAGGGCCUGUCGCGGCUGACCGUGCUGGACGUGAGCGGCGCGGGCGUGCAGAACGUGAGCGCACGCGCCUUCCGCGGCCUGUCGGGGCUGCGCCGCCUCUCGCUGGCCGGCAACCAGCUGCGCACCGUGCCCUCCCAGCAGCUCGCCGAGCUCGACCGCCUAGAAGAGCUCAGCAUCGGCCAGAACGACUUCGUCUCCAUCGACAAGAACGCCUUCCAGGGCCUGACGCAGCUGCGGCGGCUGGAGGUGGUGGCGGCGCCGCGGCUAGAGCGUGUGUGCGCGGGCGCACUGUCGGCCAACCUCAACUUGGAGUCGGUGACGCUGAGCAGCAACAAGAAGCUGCAGGCGCUGGAGGCGGGCGCGCUCGCCGGGCUGCCUAAGCUGCAGGAGCUGGUGCUGCGCGACAACGCGCUCGUCGCGCUGCCCGAGGCGCUCAUGGCAGCGUGGCCGCAGCUGCGCCGCCUCGACCUGUCCGACAACCCGCUGCAUUGCCACUGCUCGCUGCUCUGGCUGCGCGACGUGCUCGCCACCAGCAACGCCUCACAGGUGACAUGCGCCUCGCCCGCGCACCUGCGGGAUCGCCACCUGCGCCAGCUGACGGCGGACGACCUGGGCUGCGCUCUGCCGGCCAGCCGGAGGCAGGCGCUGCUGGGGGCAGUGGGCGGCGGCUGCCUGGCGCUCGUCGCCGUGCUCGUCGGGCUCGCGUGCCACUACCGGCGCCGCCUCUGCGCCGCGCUCAAGGAGCACCGCUUCAAGAAGAAGCGCCAGGCCAAGGAGCACGAGUACCAGAAGACCUUCUCGUCGGACGACGAGUACAUGGUGAGGGGGCUGCACCAACCUCCGACGGUGGCGGGCGGUGCGCACCAGCUGAAGCCGAUCCCUGUGACGGAGCUGUAGCUAGAGCUGUUCGGGCCGGGGGCAGGCCAGCCGGGGGCGCCACCCCCGGGCCCCCGGGCGGGCGUCUUCUUCGUGCCCGCCCCCGC
Molecule: messenger RNA, 1823 nt
Organism: Schistocerca nitens (vagrant locust)
Lineage: Eukaryota; Metazoa; Arthropoda; Insecta; Orthoptera; Acrididae
Product: protein slit-like
Exons: 7
Coding region: 1-1737 (578 amino acids)
Cellular component (GO): plasma membrane
Molecular function (GO): protein binding
Source: RefSeq, a predicted model, not a curated record